AUGUCCGACACAGCAGGUGAUAAAGAUUCAGAUGGAGAUCUGCGAAUCUCUCCAAGCAGCGUCGUCAAUUUCGUCAAAGAUAAGGAUGAAUACUCGAGCGUCUUGGAACUUCAAAAUGUCUCUAAGCAGCAUUUAUCCUAUAAGAUGAAAACUACGACUCCAGAGAAAUUCCGUGUAAAGCCAAGCGCCGGGGUGCUGUCCCCUGGUGAAAGUGCGACGGUCGUCGUUUCCAUUCAUCCAGCAUUUCAGCUGAACGGAUGCUCGAAAGACAAGUUCCUCAUCCUCUUUCUACCGAUCGAGUCUCCAACGAUGACCUCUCAAGAACUUUCGGAACUGUGGAAGAACAGUCUGAACAACAAGAGCAUCAGACAGCGUCGUUUAAGAUGCGCCGUGGAUGCAACAUUAGAAGAGCUCAAGGGCGGCGGCGGCGUCGGCGGCGGCGGUGGUAGCGGAGUCGACGCGCAAAUGAGACCGUGUUAUUCGAUCGAAAAGCAGCAACUCUUCGACCGCAAAUUGAUCGCCGAACUGAGGAACAACCAGUACGACCUUAACUUUAACGUGAAAAUGGUGAAAUACAUGAUGUACGUCAUCCUUUUUAUGAUAUUCAUCUUUGCGGUCUGCAUGUACAAAAUUAUAUUAACAAUGGUAACACAUAUUGCUUGUAACAUCCAACCAUCGCUAAUGGUUGAUGGCGGACAGGAGAAAUGA
Messenger RNA from Nicrophorus vespilloides, 708 nucleotides. RefSeq names its product vesicle-associated protein 2-1-like. Lineage: Eukaryota; Metazoa; Arthropoda; Insecta; Coleoptera; Silphidae. The transcript is spliced from 4 exons. The record is from RefSeq and is a predicted model, not a curated record. Bases 1 to 708 code for a protein of 235 amino acids.